GCUCGGGUCCUUUCAUGGAUGAGGACGAAGAGAUAGUCCAAAGUUAUUUAGUUUGGGGCGCAAUGGCUCUACACUACGCUGAGUUAUUCGCAAAUCUGUCGCGACAGAGAAAAUUAAACACAUUUCUGUUGACAGUAGUUAAAUCCAUAUUCCAAGACAUGAUAAGUAUGGAGACAGUUAUCGCUAAAAUUAUGGAAUACGCAAAAACACUGGUGAGUGCCGACAGGACGUCACUAUUUCUGGUCGACUCAAAUGAUAAACAACUUUACGCACAUAUAUUUGAAGUGAACGAUAAUAAGGCUAAUAGUGAUGACCCGGCGAUUACAAAGAAAGAGAUUCGGUUCCCGAUCGGCACCGGAAUCGCCGGUACGGUCGCGAAGACGGGUCAGGCGCUCAACAUUCCCGACGCUUACGAAGACCAAAGAUUCAAUAGAGAUAUCGAUCAGAUGACAGGGUAUACCACUAAGAAUCUGUUAGCGAUGCCU
Medioppia subpectinata is the source of this 485-nucleotide messenger RNA. The record is from the annotation of a GenBank genome assembly. Lineage: Eukaryota; Metazoa; Arthropoda; Arachnida; Sarcoptiformes; Oppiidae.